Molecule: messenger RNA, 3192 nt
Organism: Aspergillus fischeri NRRL 181
Lineage: Eukaryota; Fungi; Ascomycota; Eurotiomycetes; Eurotiales; Aspergillaceae
Product: sulfate transporter family protein
Exons: 5
Coding region: 1-3192 (1063 amino acids)
Cellular component (GO): membrane
Source: RefSeq, a predicted model, not a curated record
AUGGGCGUCAUCGGACGUCGAGAUCGUAGUGAUUCUCGUGCGUCAGGAUUCUUGCCCCGUCGCCCAUCUUUGGUCGACACUCCUGUUCCAAAUGUGACAGAAAUACCGAUCGAGCGGGCCAAUCAUGGCAGUAAUCCAGACACUUCAGGACUCGAGCCUUCGAUUCACGGCGGGUCGAGCUUCAGAACUCCGACUCGGUCAUUCUACCAUCGGUCCUUCAAAGGUCCCCAGGAUCCGGCACACUAUUCAUCGGAGGGUCUGAGAGAACAAACAGCCGAAUUAGCAUCGUUUGCGCUAUCGCUUCCUCACGAACGGAGCUCUCUUUCGCGAAGCCUGGAUAUCUUUCAAUCGAAACAACAGACUGAUGUCGCUGCACCCUCGUCAAGCUACGACAGCACUGCAGGGGAUCUGACUAUUGUUGAACCGGAACCGAUCCACGCUCCUGCUACCGGCUCCUCGGUAUUGACUCAGAUGAUUCGCAGUCCUCCCUCUGAAUCGGUCGGGGACGACACCGACCACUACGGAGGUAAGCUGUGCCCAAAAGACGCGGCUGGUGUGGAAAACCCAAGGCCCUUGUUUAAUGAUGGCGAAGAAGAAAACACAAGUACUGAACGGACAUCGUUGCUGAAUAAGACGGCGCAAUCUAAACCAUUCCAUGGAUAUGGGGUUGCAGACGAUAUUGAAAGCCAGGACUUACUGAGAGAGCGCGAGCAGGGCGGACAGCCUCACGCUCUAGCAACGAUCAGAAGCUGUCUUCGUCUGAUAGCAAGCCCAAAGUCUUGGGAUGGGAGAGCAGUAUGGCAGCACGGGGUGGUUUAUCCCGCCAGCCUGCUACCUUCUGUGUUCCUCGGGCUACUGCUGAAUAUCCUCGAUGCGCUCUCCUACGGAAUGAUCCUGUUUCCGCUUGGAGAGCCUAUCUUCUCUGAUCUGGGGUCAGACGGAAUCUCGAUGUUUUAUGUCAGCACAGUCAUUGCUCAGCUGGUCUUCUCAUGCGGAGGGUCAAUCUUCCGUGGCGGUAUCGGGAGUGAAAUGAUCGAGGUUGUUCCAUUCUUUCACAAGAUGGCCAUGACAAUUCUAGUUCGGGUUGGCGAGGACAAUCCGAAAUCUGUCCUCGCCACAACCAUUCUCGCAUUCUCCGCCAGUUCUGUUCUUACGGGACUUGUCUUUUUCCUGAUGGGGACGUGCAAGCUUGGUUCUCUCAUCGGGUUCUUCCCGCGUCAUAUUUUGAUUGGAUGCAUUGGCGGUGUAGGAUUCUUUCUGAUGCAGACCGGUGUCGAGGUAUCUGCUCGACUAUCCGGGUCUCUCGAACUUAACGGACCAACCUUGCAGAAGCUUUUUCAUAUGGAUACAUUUCUGCUUUGGAUGAUACCCUUGUUGCUUGCUAUUGCUUUUCUUGUUUUGAAGCGCUUUGUGCGGUCCAAUUUCCUAGUCGGUGGUUAUUUCAUUGCGGUAGGCGUGGUUUUUUACAUCGUCAAAUUCAGCGCGAGAGUAUCUAUGGAUACCUUGCGUAGCAGAGGAUGGGUCUUUGACGCUCCGUCGUCUUCCAACCCUUGGUAUCACUUUUAUACGCUCUAUGAUUUUUCGGCCGUCGACUGGUCCGCAUUCGUUGAUACGAUUCCAGCGAUGUUCGCAUUGACGUUCUUCGGAGUCCUUCACGUCCCAAUCAAUGUACCGGCACUGGGUAUAUCGACUGGGGAGGACAAUCUCAGUGUUGAUCGUGAGCUCAUCGCUCAUGGCGUUACUAAUGCACUGUCAGGUUUCGCGGGAAGCAUACAGAACUACCUUGUAUACACUAAUAGUCUUCUUUUCAUCGCUAGCGGUGGCAAUUCUCGACUGGCAGGUAUCAUGCUUGCCUUUGCUACAAUGGGUAUUCUUGUCGUUGGUCCGGUGAUUAUUGGAUUUAUUCCCGUCAUGGUUGUUGGAGCUCUCAUCUUCAUGCUGGGCAUUGAGCUGAUGGAAGAAGCUUUGGUCGACACGUGGGGGAAAUUGCACCGACUAGAAUACUUGACAGUCGUCAUUAUCGUCGUCACCAUGGGUGCUUGGGACUUUGUGGUUGGCAUUUUUGUCGGAAUCAUCUUGGCAUGCGUGAGUUUUGUGGUGCAAACCUCGCGCAAGUCAGCCAUCAGGGCUACAUUUUCUGGCAAGAUUACAGGCUCAACUGUCAGGAGACCUCCCAUCCAGCAGCGAUUCUUAAAAGAGGCCGGGCAGCAGACACUCAUCAUCAAGCUUGCUGGCUAUCUAUUCUUUGGGACGAUAGUCAGCGUUGAAAGUACCAUGCGGGGACUCAUUGAAGAGGAAGCUUUCGACAGACGACCCAUCCGGUUCCUCAUCCUGGAUUUCUCGCGAGUGUACGGGCUGGACUUUUCCGCGGCAGAAGCGUUCACGCGUAUAAACCGGAUUCUCCGAAGACGCAAUGUGCAGAUGACUAUAUCCGGGCUUGAUAUGACGAGUGAAGUGGGCAAGAGUCUUCAGAACGUUGGGCUUCUUGCAAGCGAGACCGGCGUUGAGAUUUUCAAAGACCUCAAUUCGGCUCUUGAAUUUUGCGAGAACGAUUACCUCAAGGUCUUUUACAACCAUCGCGAGGCAUUGAUACGGAAGAAGAGCGGAUCGUCGCCUUAUCUUGAAGUUCCUGUGUCCCAGAAUCAAUUGCAGGCCGCUGAAGGAAUUGUUGGCUCUCCCCGCCGGCUGUACCUCCAGCAAGCUGCAACGACUACUCUGCGUGAGGAGGAGACGGCAGCAAUGGCUUCGGUUGCCUGGUCGGCGAUGCGACAGCCGCUCCCUUUGCUCCUGCAGACCUUCCAGGGGCUCACCACCAAGAACGAGGAUUUUUGGUUCAGGGCAUGCCCAUAUUUUGAUCGAGUCUGCUAUGCUGCAGGUACCGUGCUGUUCCAAGAGGGCGACUUACCUGAAGGGUUUUACCUCCUCGAGUCUGGCAUGCUCCGAGCUGAAUAUGAGCUACCUCAAGGCCAUUAUUUCGAACUGAUCGUGGCGGGACGGCCGUGUGGCGAGCUGCCGUUUUUCAGCGAAACCCGACGGACUGCGACGGUCAAGGCGGAACAGGACUGCGUGACCUGGUGUCUGAAUGCCGAAAAAUGGAAGCAGUUGAAGGAAGAAGAGCCCGAGAUCGCGCAGGAAUUGUUGACAGUGAGCUUGAAAUUGACGAGUGAGAGAAUGGACAGCAUCACAUCGUAA